Menidia menidia (Atlantic silverside) is the source of this 1782-nucleotide messenger RNA. The record is from the annotation of a GenBank genome assembly. NCBI's taxonomy places the organism in Eukaryota, Metazoa, Chordata, Actinopteri, Atheriniformes, Atherinopsidae.
UUGAUGGGCGGGGCUUAGGGGUUCUGUUCUGUAAUAGAGGAAGUGACAGGCACCUUAGACACGUCCUCCACACUUCAGACCAGGCUGCUACUGCAAAAGAGCUGCCUGGAGGUUUAUUCCGACCUGCACUCUCACAAAGAAGGGGUGAUCCUCCUUAGACAGAGCGGAACAGAAGGCAGCCAUCAUCCAAAGAAGACCUUUUUGGGCAUCCUUCAAGAAAGCCUGGAGGAUUUUUCCUGAAGAAAAGACAAGAAAGUGACACCAUGGCAACUGAAGGGGAUCCGACAGAUUUGGCCAAAGUCUUCCACCUCCUGGUGCUUUCCUUCACCUGGGGCAUGCAGCUGUGGGUCUCCUUCAUCGCCGGGUUUGCGCUGGUGCAGCAGGUCACCCUGCACACCUUCGGCCUGGUGCAGAGCAAGCUGUUCCCCGUCUAUUUUUACUGCCUGCUGGGAAGCAACCUCACCAGCCUGGCCGUGUACGCCGUCUACCACCCCCGGGAGCUGCUGGACUGGCACGAAAGCCUGCAGAUGGCUCUGUUCUUUGUGGCCCUGGUCAUGUCCGGCCUUAACGCCCAGUGGUUUGGGCCCGCCGCCACGGAGGUGAUGUUCCAGAUGAGGGAGGUGGAGGAAGAGCACGGCCUGGGGAACCAGGUCGGCCUCGGCAGCCAGAAAGAGGCCUACGCCAAGCUCAAGGAGCAGGACCCCAAGUACAGAGCCUACAAGAGCAAAUUUGGCCGCUACCACGGGCUGUCCAACCUCUGUAACCUCGUAGGCUUCAUCUGCACCACCACUAAUUUGGUCUACACAGCUCUGAAUCUAUCCACCAUUUAGGGCAGAUUAAACUGAGAGCGGCCCACGGCCUCAGAACUUGACAAAUGACUCAGGAGGUAAUUCCAAAUGGUCAAAUGGGCAAGAUCAUUUUGGAAUUAAAUGGGCUGGAAUUAAAGCGUGAACGGCAUUCAAUACAUUUUAGUCUUGAAGGGCUUCAUCCACCCAGAGUGUGUUACUGCGCAGUGGCUGCCUAUAAGUGUGUGAAUCUAGCUAAAUAAAUAAAAGAGCCUUUUAUUUAUUUUAUUUUUUUAAAUCCAGGGCUUGACAGUAUUGUUUGCAUUUACCUUUGCUGAGGCCCGCUCAAGGACCAGGUUUUAUUACCGUAGUAUUUUAAAAUCAUGUCCUGAUCUGUGAUGCCUUAAAAUAGAUUUGACUGUGAAAUUCCACUCACUGGCAAUAAACCAGUCCUUGUUUUGAAUAACACUUAAAAAAAAAGUAGGAUGUAGUUUUGUAUUUUUAUGUUCUUUUUAUUUUUAAGUGUAAAUUUGAAGAAAAUCCCCAAAUGUGUUUAUUGCUUCCUGUUACCACCAGCAGGGGGGAAUGUUCAGACACGUUUUUCAGAGCACUGCAUUUCAUUUCAAUAAUCUUUUGCCUUUCAUCUUGUAACUAAAAUGAGUUUUUAUCAUGGUUGAUUAUGAUGAAUUAACACUAUUAAACAGUGUACAUUCAAACCCGGUGAAAGUCCUUCAGUUUUCUUUGCUUUUGUGUGAGCUCGUGAUGCGUGUGAUUUGAAUCCACAUACACUCGUAACAAACACCUGUGCUGUGAGAGAAGGUUUGGAAAAACGCCGUCCUUUUAGUAAUUUUUUUGGUUUCACGCGGUCGAAGUAAAGCCAGACUCCAAAGACGGCGCCUGGAUUGGGAAUAGCCUGGGUUUAAUGCUAUUACUGGUGAUGCACAUCAGGUUUUCAGAGGAAAGGCCUUGAAGGCAAAGAACAUUUGUUUAAAUGCUG